Molecule: messenger RNA, 1018 nt
Organism: Hordeum vulgare subsp. vulgare (domesticated barley)
Lineage: Eukaryota; Viridiplantae; Streptophyta; Magnoliopsida; Poales; Poaceae
Product: NDR1/HIN1-like protein 6
Exons: 1
Coding region: 149-826 (225 amino acids)
Biological process (GO): defense response to other organism
Source: RefSeq, a predicted model, not a curated record
UACACCCAAACAAUGCACCUUCACGUCUUAAAUAUUCUUCUUCUUCUUCUCCUCCACAAAUAAAAGUAGAAGCAGAAGCAGAAGAUCAAUCUGGAUCCAUCCAUCAUCAUAUGAAUGAGUGGGCUUUAAUUAGAGCUGCUGCGGAUAAAUGCCGCCGCCUCAAACAUCAGCAGCAGACGUAGCAUCAGUAGGAGGUGGUCGGAGCCGCGCCCGGCGGAUUGCGCACCGCACCAGGGACACCUGCGUCUCCGUCUUGUGCAGCAGGCUCUGCUCCAUCCUGUUGGCCGUCAUCCUCGUCGCCGGCGUGGCCCUCUUCGUGGCCUCGCUCAGCCUCCGCCCGCACCGCCCGCGCUUCGCCCUCGCCUCCUUCUCCCUCUCCGGCUCGGUCCCGGGUGGCAAGGCGGAAUUCAACGUGUCGGAAUGCAACCCCAACCGCCACAUCGGCAUCUACUACGACGGCGACACGCGGGUGUCGCUCCGCUUCUACGACGCGCUGGUGGCCUCCGGCCCGGCCUUCCCCGCCGGCUGGUACCAACCCAACAUGACCACCGUCUCCGUCGCCGGCGUGCUCGACGUCGUGGGGCCAACGCACGGCGACCCCGCCGCGUGGCACUCCUUCUCCGCCGCGCUGCAGGCCGGGCGGCUACCGCUGCGGCUGGAGCUCACCUUCACGGGCGUCCGCUUCAGAGUCACCACAGCCUUCCAGUUGCAGUUGCAGUUGAGAGGUGGCAGGCAGAGGAUGCAUGUCAAGUGUUAUGUGGUCGUCGGCGGCGACGGCAGGCUGCUCCGCGGCUCCGUGGGAGCGCCAUGCGACAGAUACUUGUGAAUGAAUUCUCAUCACCCAUUACUUGCUUGCUUGUAAUCCAAUUAAUUGCUUAAUUAUUACUGUAGUACAUACAAUACUGUAUAAAAGAGGUAUCUCCUAGUAACUCUCAUCUAGGAGUAGAUUUUUUAGAAAAGGAGGAUGACCCCCGGCCUCUGCAUCUGAGAGAUGCAUGCGGCCAUUUUAUUGAUUAUU